AUGUACUCUCUUGCAAGAUAUAAGUUCGGGUUGGAAGGAGACUCAGUAGUGGCACAUUUUGAGUACCACAAAAACCCCAUUACAUCGAUUGAAUGGAGUCCACAUGAAGCCUCCACCUUGGCAGUUUCGUCAUCAGACAAUCAACUAACAAUAUGGGACCUUUCUUUAGAAAGAGAUGAGGAAGAGGAGGCUGACAUCAAAGCUAAAACAAGAGAACAAGGUCAGAAGGAUUUGAAAGAACUUCAUUGGCAUUCACAGAUCCCUGGAAUGCUCAUUUCCACUGCUGCAGAUGGUUUUAAUGUCCUGAUGCCUUCAAACAUCGAAACCGCUCUCCCUGCAAAUGAUGCUUGAAGGUUGGAGCCCUAUCCUUCCCUCGUGUGCACUACUAUGCAUAAAUGCUUCAAAUAUUUGUUUUUCAGUGGCAUUGAGGCGAUGGCAUUCUAAAGCAUUUCCGAAUCCUGAGAGUAACUUGGUUUUUUUUUGUUUGGGUAAAUUCACCCAUGUUUUUUUUCCUAAAUGUAUGUCUUUGAUACCUUAGUUCAUAGCAUAAUUGUACAAAAAAUGAAAUAUUUUAUCAGCUCAACCGAAACUCAUUCCAUUGGCAAGAAAGACCAAAUCCAGCUACAAGUUUAGAUUAAGUCGAACUUGAAUUGAUUCCAUUCGUGUCGCACCUUUACAACUGAUGAUACCUAAAAUAAAUUCCAAGUGCUCGCUCCAGGAGGUCAGGCACAUUAGCAGAGGUCAGAGU
This is a messenger RNA of Ilex paraguariensis (yerba mate), 748 nucleotides long. The record is from the annotation of a GenBank genome assembly. NCBI's taxonomy places the organism in Eukaryota, Viridiplantae, Streptophyta, Magnoliopsida, Aquifoliales, Aquifoliaceae.